Molecule: messenger RNA, 4092 nt
Organism: Leptosia nina
Lineage: Eukaryota; Metazoa; Arthropoda; Insecta; Lepidoptera; Pieridae
Source: the annotation of a GenBank genome assembly
AUGAGGCCACCGUCUGCCCUCGCGUGCUUACUUCUCCUCAAUUCCAUCUUCCUCUCGUCAUCCGAGUGCCCGCAGCGCUGCCAAUGCGACAGAAACGCAGUGCGAUGCCUCCAUCAAGGUCUGCAAGCGGUCCCAGAAACACCAGCGGAAGCCCACACGCUGGAUAUCCGUUUCAACAGGAUUUACGAUAUCGCACCGCGUGUGUUCAGCCAUCUACAUCGGCUCCGCUCGCUGCUCUUGAACGACAAUGAGUUGACAUCGCUCCGUUCUGGGGCCUUCCACGGCCUUAGACGUCUAAAAUACCUCUACUUGUACCGGAACCACAUCAGCCACAUAGAUUCGGACGUCUUCCAGGGAAUGGUGCAUCUGGAACAGCUAUAUCUCCAUGUCAACGAGAUACACAUAAUCGAACCUGAGACUUUCUCUAACCUGCCUCGCUUGGAACGUUUAUAUUUGCAUAACAACAACCUGAAGACUAUUCCACCUGGCUCUUUCCGUGGGCUGCCCAAGUUGCAAAAGUUGCGCUUGGACAGCAAUGCCCUCAUUUGCGACUGCUCAAUGCUUUGGUUCGUCCGAAUGUUAUCUGAACAUAACCAAAUGAGUAUUGCUGCUACCUGCUAUGGUCCGUCUAGCACUACUGGAUCUUCUUUGGCCACUAUGAAGGAGAGCGAUUUUAAAUGCAAACAACCUGAAUUCGACAAGGAACCAGAAGACGUAGUCGUGAACUUCGGUGCUGACGCGAUGUUCAUCUGUUCUGCCACCGGGGAACCUGCUCCAGAAAUUAUUUGGUACCGUGAUUCUACUGUUGUACCACUCGACACUUCGAGGUAUGAGGUCAUGGGGAACGGAACUUUGAUGGUACACGAAGCUGAUGAAAACGAUGUUGGUAUUUUCGAAUGUAUGGCGAAGAACCCCGCUGGAGAAGUGAAAUCUAAACCGGCGAAGAUGCUUUUACACACAAAAGUCAACAAUGAAGACCAUCCUGUCUUCACGAUUUUGCCGCGUAAACAACUGGCUAGAAUCAAUCAAAACUUUGUGACCUUUGAUUGCGUAGCUCAGGGCAAUCCUAAGCCGCAUAUAUCUUGGUCUUAUAAUGGUGAUAAGAUCCUCCUAUCAGACAGGAUUACUCUGCAGCACAAUGGUUCUAUAGUUAUUGAAAAGGUGCAGCUUUCGGACGCUGGUAAAUAUACAUGCGAAGCUGAAAAUAUUCACGGAAAGGUGUCUUCCUCAGGCAGUUUAGAAGUUAUGGUUCCACCUGCCUUCAUUUUAGUGCCAAAAGAUGAACAAGUAUCCCUUGGUGAUUCGGUGCAUUUUACUUGUACUGCUCGCGGAGUACCCAAGCCCGUUAUCACCUGGUAUAGAAACACGAUGAUUUUGCCUCCCAAAGACAACAUUAUUCUGAGCGAUGAUAAUCAAAAUUUAACGAUAACCGAAGUCACCGAUGACGACGAUGGUAUCUAUCACUGUCGCGCUGAGAACUCCGAAGGUCUUACUGAAAUUUCUGCUGUUUUAAAAAUAGAAGAUUUUCAAGUUGUGGCACCGAAAAUUUUGAUUCGCCCAGAAGACGUAGAGGCUUACAAAGAAACUACAGUCCAAAUGCCAUGUGAGUACGAAAGCGAACCGUUAGUCACGAUAGAAUGGCGAAAAAAUGGUAACCGGAUAAUACAAGACGACAGGAUUUCAAUAUCUUUAAUCGGAAGUUUGAUAAUUAAUAAUCUUACGCUGACGGAUACUGGGAGCUAUGAAUGUUCGGUAUACAACGAUUACGGGCGCGAUACUGCAUCGGCCUUUUUAACAGUAAAAGAUCAUAUUUUGCCUGGCGAUGAGUAUGUUAACAUAGCUUUAACCGAAGCUACGAGGGAUGUUGAUCAAGCAAUUGCACGUACAAUCGAACAAAUGUUUACAAACAGAAGUGGCACUAGCGUUCACGACCUUUACAGAGUUGCGCGCUUCCCGAACGCACCUGCAAGAGAGGUCGCAAGAGCUGCCGAAAUUUAUGAGAGAACUCUUGACAAAGUCCGCGAGUAUAUACAAAAAGGAUUGAAGGUCACGACGGUUGAGCCCUUUAAUUAUGAAAGCAUCUUAUCAACUAAGCAUUUGGACGUAAUCGCUCGACUAUCUGGAUGCGUAGCACAUAGAACCCCUGAAGAUUGCUCUAACAUGUGCUUCCAUAAAAAAUUUCGAACGAUUGACGGUUCCUGCAACAAUUUUGAUAAUCCAACCUGGGGCGCCUCCCUGACACCGUUUAGAAGACUUUUAUAUCCAAUUUACGAAAACGGAUUUAGCCAACCUGUAGGAUGGAAUAAAGAACUCAAAUACAACGGUUUUAGUUUACCCAGUGCUCGUUUGAUCUCCACAUCCAUUAUUACAACACAAAACAUAACAGAAGAUGAAUUUUUGACCCAUAUGCUAAUGCAGUGGGGUCAGUGGUUAGAUCAUGAUAUUGACCACGCCCUUCCAUCCGUUAGCGACCAGACUUGGGAUGGAAUCGACUGCAAAAAGACCUGCGACUACGCCGCUCCUUGCUUUCCCAUCGACGUACCUCCCAACGACCCGCGAGUUAAAAAUCGUCGUUGCAUAGACUUCGUGAGGACAAGCUCCGUCUGUGGCUCAGGUAUGACUUCUGUUUUGUUUGGGAAGCUUGAAGCCAGAGAACAAAUUAACCAACUGACUUCUUUCAUUGAUGCUUCUCAAGUGUAUGGUUUUGAAAAAGCUGUCGCUGAGGAUCUGAGAGACCUGACAAAUGAUAAUGGAACACUUCGUGUGGGCGCUAAAUUUCCCGGCAAAAAGCCUCUUCUGCCUACAACUGGUGUUAAUGCUAUGGAUUGUAGGCUGAACCUUGAAGAGAGUACUCGGAGCUGCUUUGUCGCUGGAGAUAUUAGAGCGAACGAACAGGUUGGCUUAGCAGCUAUGCAUACAAUUUUCAUGCGGGAACAUAAUCGAUUAGCUACCCAACUUAAAGCGAUUAACCCCUUCUGGGAUGGUGACAGAGUAUACCACGAGGCAAGAAAAAUAGUAGGUGCUGAAAUACAGGCUAUUACUUAUUACCAUUGGUUGCCCCUCAUUCUCGGUCGUCAAGGAUAUGCUAUGCUUGGAGAUUAUCAAGAGUAUGAUGCUGAAAAGAAUCCUGCUGUAUCCAACGUUUUUGCUACUGCAGCAUUAAGAUUCGGACAUUCUUUGAUCAACCCAGUCCUCAACCGCUAUGACGAGCACUUUGAAACUAUCCCUCAAGGUCACUUAUUAUUACGCAACGCUUUCUUCGCACCAUGGAGGCUAGUGGAUGAGGGUGGAGUGGAUCCAUUAAUUAGGGGUAUGUUCAUGACACCGGUCAAACUAAAAACACCAACACAAAACUUAAAUUCCGAACUUACUGAGAAACUAUUCCACACUGCUCACGCCGUAGCACUCGAUUUGGCUGCAAUGAAUAUUCAGAGAGGUCGCGAUCACGCUAUUCCUCCAUACACAAAAUGGCGAAGCCUUUGCAACAUGACCGACGUGGACGAUUUCGAUGACUUGGCCAACGAGAUAUCUGAUAAGUCAGUUAGAGACAAACUGAGGGAACUGUACGGCUCUGUUCACAACAUCGACGUUUGGGUUGGAGGAAUUCUGGAAGACAUGUCUAAGGGAGCUAAGGUCGGGCCUCUCUUCCGAUGCAUACUGAUUGAACAAUUCAAACGACUUAGAGACGGCGAUCGGCUGUGGUUCGAGAACCCCUUAACCUUUAAGCCCGAGCAACUUAAGGAAAUUCAGAAGGUGAGCUUAGCGCGUAUCCUUUGUGACAACGGUGACAAUAUCGAUACGAUUGGAGAAAAUAUUUUCAUCCUACCGGAAAUACAGGACGGUUUGAUCUCUUGUGAAGAUUUGCCAUCGAUUGACCUUCGAUACUGGAUGGACUGUGAGUCCUGCGGUGACGAUAACGAAAUAGAGAGGAAACGAGUACGUAGAGAUGUGUCAGACUCUGAUCACAACCAAAUUAUUGAGAACGAACAUCGCUUGGAAAUAUUGGAGGAUUCCCAAAGCGAACUGUUGAAAAUCAUUGACACUCUUCAAAGAAAGGUCGAGCUACUGGAAGAGACAUGCCAAAAGAAUUAA